Molecule: messenger RNA, 5196 nt
Organism: Lecanosticta acicola
Lineage: Eukaryota; Fungi; Ascomycota; Dothideomycetes; Mycosphaerellales; Mycosphaerellaceae
Source: the annotation of a GenBank genome assembly
AUGAACCCAUCACAGGUCGUAUCUUCCCAGCUGGCCGGCGUCAGCUUCGACCAUCUGUCUAGUCACGAUAUCCGAUCCAUCUCUGCCCGCCGAAUAACCAGCGCUACCACCUUCGAUACUCUACUGAAUCCUAUACCCGGAGGCCUCUACACACCUGAGCUGGGUCAAUUCGGCGACAACCCUUGCGCGACAUGCGGUCUCAAGAAUCCACAAUGUCCGGGACAUCCAGGUCACAUCGAACUGCCAGUCCCAUGUUAUCACCCCACCUUCAUGGACCAAGUACUCAGAUUGCUACGCGCAGCUUGUCUAUACUGCGGAAAACUCAAGAUGAAGAGGAUAUUUGUCAGCAGAUUCAUAUGCAAGCUCAGGCUGGUAAAGUAUGGCUUGCUCAAGGAAUUGAACGAGCUGGACGACAUGGAGUUCAAGUCUGGUGGAAAGCAAGUGCAGCUGGAUUCUGAGGACGAGGAGGAGGGUGAUGUGGACGCGGAUUCAAAAGCGAUCGCAUUGCGCUUCGAGAGCUUUGCGAACGACACGAUCAAGAAGGCCAAGAGGAAGGGCGCUCUAUCAACAUCCAAGACCGAGGCGACACAGGCCGCGCGAGCAGCUAUAAUAAAGGAGUUUAUGCAGAACAUCAACAAGGGCAAGACUUGCGGUAAUUGCAAGGGCGUCAAUCCGUCUUACCGAAAAGAUCGAUUCGUCAAGAUCUUCCGCAAGCAAUUGUCUGAGAAAGAGCAUGUGAAGAAUGUGCAGUCUGGCAUCAAGGCAUCAAAUGCGCUCAUUGAGCAGGCGAAGAAGAGACGGGCGGAGAAGAGUCGUAAGCGGAAGAGGGAUCAAGAUGAAGCUGUUGCAGACUUGGAGAGAAGCUCAGAGGAAGAGAGCGAUGAUGUCGGAUCGGAGGAGCCUUCGGAAUCAGAGCCAGAAAUUGCGGGCGGGAACAUGCUGGACGACACUGCUGAAGAAAGAGGUUCCGGCAGCAAGACGUCGACGAAGAAGGCCAGCGAAGAAUAUUUGGACCCGAGCCAAGUGCAUGCGCAGCUCUCACUACUCUUCGAGAGAGAUCCCGAGAUCCUUGGCCUGGUGUAUGGCGUUGAUCCAAAGAAGAGCGGCUUGGGCCCUUCCCCGGACAUGUUCUUCAUCCACACAGUUCUAGUGCCUCCGAACAGAUUCCGACCGGAGGCCAAAACAGGCGACGGCGAAAUCGCUGAAGCUCAAGAGAACAGCCUAUACAAGAACGUUGUGAAUGCUUGCGAUAUGCUGGCCGAAAUCCAGAGAGAACUCAACCCGAAGCUGAGCGACAAAGAGAGGCCAGCUGAUAGUAAUCGAGCUCGACAACGGACGUUUGCAGACUUCCAGAACACAUGGCUGCAACUUCAAGAAAGCGUCAAUUCUUUGAUCGAUCGCAAUUUGUCACCAUUGCAGGGCAAAGCCGGAGCCCGCAAUCCAGAUGGCGUUAAGCAGAAGCUUGAAAAGAAAGAGGGCAUGUUCAGGAAGUAUAUGAUGGGGAAACGUGUGAACUUUGCCGCGCGUACUGUCAUCUCUCCGGAUCCAAACAUCGAGACGAAUGAGAUUGGUGUACCUCCUGUGUUCGCUGUGAAGCUCACAUAUCCUGAACCAGUCACACAAUGGAACAUCGAAGAGAUGCAACAGGCUGUGCGUAAUGGUCCUUACAUUUGGCCUGGCGCUGUUGCGAUCGAGAGUGAGACAGGAUCAGUCCUCAACUUGGAUCGAAAGAGUGCCGAAGAGCGAACAGCGUUGGCAAAUUCUCUCUUGGCACCGUCAACCGCUCAUACGCGCGGAGCGCGCCCGAAGAAGGUACAUCGACAUCUCACGAAUGGCGAUAUAGUUAUUAUGAACCGACAACCAACAUUGCAUAAACCGAGUAUGAUGUGUCAUCGCGCUCGAGUUUUGCCAGGAGAGAAGACGUUGCGCAUGCACUAUGCCAACUGCAAUACCUACAAUGCGGAUUUUGACGGAGACGAGAUGAACAUGCAUUUCCCUCAAAAUGAGCUUGCGAGAGCCGAGGCAGUCAUGAUCGCCGACACAGAUCACCAGUACAUUUCUGGUACAGCCGGUAAUCCUUUGCGUGGUCUGAUUCAGGACCACAUUUCUAUGUGCGUCUGGCUCACGAACCGAGAUCUGUUCCUGGAAAGAGGCGAUUACAUGAACCUUCUAUACGCCGCGCUCCGGCCAGAACACGGUCAUUGUGCCAGAGGUAAGGUCGAGACUUUGCCUCCAACCAUCAUCAAGCCCAAGCCCCUGUGGACAGGAAAACAAGUCAUCAGCACUGUGCUGAAGAACCUCAAGCCCGAAGGCUCAAGUGGUCUUACUAUGACUGGGAAGAGUACGACUGACAAGUCCAUGUGGGGUGAUGCUGGUAAGGAGGAAGGGGAAGUGAUAUUCCAGAAGGGUGAGCUGCUACAAGGCAUUCUUGACAAGAAACAAAUCGGACCGACCUCGCAAGGCAUCGUAAACGCAAUUUACGAGUGCUAUGGCCACACCAUCACCGGGAAAUUUUUGAGUGUUCUGGGCCGUCUCCUAACAAAACUUCUGCAUAUGCGAGCCUUCUCUUGUGGUGUCGAAGACUUGAUCUUCACGCGUAAGGGAGAAGAAGACCGCAGGAACGCACUUGCAGGGGCGAGCUCGGUAGGACUGGAGGUCGCCGCCAAGUACGUCUCCUUGGCCGACCAAAAGCCAAAGAGCGAUGAUCGGGAGCUCCAGAGGCGUCUUGAAGAUGUGCUUCGUGAUGAUGCCAAGCAGCAGGGUCUCGACCAGCUUACAAACGGAGCCACCAAAGAUCUCAGUGGAGAUGUCUCCAAGCAAUGUAUGCCUGCUGGUCUUGCGAAACCAUUCCCUAAGAACCAGAUGCAGACGAUGACGACUUCUGGUGCCAAGGGUUCGAAGGUCAACGUCAACCUCAUCUCGUGUAAUCUUGGUCAGCAGGUUCUGGAAGGACGAAGAGUUCCGAUCAUGGUUAGUGGAAAGUCCUUGCCUUGCUUCAAGCCCUUCGAAUCGAGUGUACGUGCUGGUGGGUACAUUGUUGAUCGUUUCUUGACCGGUAUCCGACCUCAAGAAUACUACUUCCACGCUAUGGCCGGUAGAGAAGGUCUUAUUGAUACGGCUGUCAAGACCUCACGCUCAGGAUAUCUGCAACGCUGUCUGAUCAAGGGUAUGGAGGGUCUUAAAGUUGAGCAUGACACGUCUGUGCGCCACACCGAAGAUGGAAGCGUUGUUCAAUUCUUGUACGGCGAAGACGGACUCGAUGUUGGCAAGGCCAAGUACAUGGGCGAGUUCAAGUUUCUUGCUGAGAACAACACUUCUUUGGCGAACGAAUACCGCAUGCAAGAGCAAUUCCCCGUUGUGCGAAGUGAGGAGGCACACGAGCACGUCAAGGCUGCGGUAAAGAAGUUCAAUAAGAGGAGAGACCUCGGUGCUUCUGACCCGACCCUAUCAUUAUACAAUCCUGCAAAGUACGCGGGCAGCAUAAGUGAGAAGCUCUAUCAAUCUGCUCGCGAAUGGGCUGAAAAGGACCAAGAUCGUCUGAUGAGAGACAAGAAGAAGAACCCCGAUGGUCUUAUUGGAAAGAAGAACUUCAAUGCCCUCCUCGACAUGCGGUACCUGAGAUCAGUCGUGGAGGCGGGUGAGGCAGUCGGCGUGGUGGCUGGCCAGUCAGUCGGAGAGCCGAGUACGCAGAUGACACUGAACACCUUUCAUUUGGCUGGACACGCCGCAAAGAACGUCACUCUCGGUAUCCCUCGUUUGCGAGAAAUUGUCAUGACAGCGGCUGCGAAUAUUGCGACGCCAACUAUGACUCUCCGCCUGAACGACGACAUUACAGCAGAGGAGGGCAAGAAGUUCGCAAAGGGUAUUAGCAAACUGUCCCUCGCAGAGCUUGUCGACAAAGUGAGCGUUACGGAAACAACUGGCAAGGGCAUUGCGUACGCCGAGUCGAAGAAGUACGAAAUUAGGCUGGAUUUCUUCCCGAGCGAGGAGUAUCAGAAGGAGUAUGCCAUCACCAUCCAAGAUGUCGUAGCCACCAUCGAGCAUCGACUACUGCCGCGACUGCAAGCUGCGACCAGGAAAGAGUUGAAGAAGCGCGGAGACGCAAAGUCUUUGAAGUCAGCCGCCAAGGACGACGCCUUACCCGAAGUCGGCAAAUCUGCCGGCCGUGUUGAGGAGGAGCGUGGCCGACUGGAAGGCGAGCGUGCUGGCGGCGACGAUGACUCCGAUGGUGAAGGCGACGAUGACGCCACCCGCGACAAAGCGAAGAGCAACAAGCAGCAAUCCGGCUACGAAGCGUACGAAGACGAAGAGGAGCAAGAUAUGCGGAAACGUCAAGCGACACCAGAGCCCGAAGACGGACCUGAAGAAGAGGACGAGACCUAUGGUGGCUCACCUCCAUCCUCCCCUGAACCGGGUGACGCUGGCAAGCUUCAGAAGUCUGCUGCAAAGGAUCGCGAAAAUCGCAUCAAGGGCGAAACGAAGACUAACGAUAUCGUCCGAUUCGAAUUUGACGAUAAGAAGGGAGCCUACUGCAAGUUCACGAUGGAAUAUGACUCCUCUUCAGCGAAGAUUCUCAUGCUGCAUUUCCUCGAAACAGCGCUGCAUCAGGCUCUCAUCCAGUCCGUCACUGGUAUCAGUGCGGUCAUGCUAGAUCACGAAGCGAGCAAAGAAGCAGGCGACGUCCCUGUCCUCGCCGCCUCCGGUGUCAAUAUUGCUGCCAUGUGGGAACAUCAGCACGUCGUCCAUCCGUACUACAUCUACACGAACAGCGUGGCCGACAUCCUGCGGCAUUACGGUGUUGAAGCCGCUCGUAACGCCAUUGUGCGUGAAUUGAAGGGCGUCUUUGGAGGUCACGGUAUCUCCGUGGACCCGAGACAUCUCAUGCUCAUUGCCGAUUACAUGACCCGUGGAGGCAGGUAUGAGCCUUUCAAUCGUAUGGGCUACAGGAACAAUCCUUCACCGUUCAUGAAGAUGAGUUUCGAGACUACGCUUGGGUUCUUGAGAGAUGCGGUUUUGGAAGGAGAUGAGGACGAUCUAAGAGGACCCAGUGCGAGAAUUGUUGCUGGCAAAGUCAACGGUGUGGGAACUGGUGGAUUUGAUGUCUUGCUGCCGCUUCAACGUGAAGAUACAGAUGAUCAGGCAGGCGGGCUGAUUGGAGAUUUGGAUGACGAUGAGGACGUGGAGAUGACGGGCUGA